AUGCAUCUGCGGAUGUGCGCAGCGCUUGCGUUUUUAAAACUGGAAGAUGUGGACGAUGGAUGGCUUCUGAUACAGGAAUAUUCGCCAGAAGACCCCAAACUUCAAGAGUUUUAUGAUUAUUUCGUAAAUCAGUGGAUGGACAAUGCAUUAGUCACAAUAGAAAUGUGGAACUGUAAUAACAGACGGCAUAGAACAAAUAAUGCCGUUGAGGGCUGGAAUAACAAAUUAAACCAUGCUUUAAUGAAGCAUCAUCCUACAGUACGCACGCUAGUGGCAACUCUGAAAAAGGAGGCGGAAUAUAGUGAUUUUUUGAUUUGCAGGAAAGAACUCAAACUUGUAGGAAAAAGGAGAAGGAAAAAUUAUAUUAGGAUUGAUGAAAGAAUUGAAAAAUGCUUCAUCGAAUACGAAUUAACUAAAGAUUUAAGAAAAUUCUUAAGGACAGUAGCUGUUUUGCAGAAAUUUGAAUGA
Messenger RNA from Stegodyphus dumicola, 468 nucleotides. RefSeq lists its product as uncharacterized. The record is from RefSeq and is a predicted model, not a curated record. NCBI's taxonomy places the organism in Eukaryota, Metazoa, Arthropoda, Arachnida, Araneae, Eresidae.